Molecule: messenger RNA, 1629 nt
Organism: Aspergillus lentulus
Lineage: Eukaryota; Fungi; Ascomycota; Eurotiomycetes; Eurotiales; Aspergillaceae
Source: RefSeq, a predicted model, not a curated record
AUGUCCCUAGGAGCAGAGCUGGCACACGGUAAGGGCAGAGAUGAGGAACUGAUUGAGACAGUCCAUCCUGCCCCUAAUCAAACUCAUACGCAACAUAGCGAGACAAAGAAAGAUGACGCCCUUCAGCUCAUUGAGCAAGUGGGCCACUCGACAGUCCUUACCGCAGAGAAUAACGCACGAGUUCUGCGACAGAUCGACUUGAGGCUAUUGCCUAUCCUCUUGGGCAUCUAUUUCCUGCAACAGCUCGACAAGUCGACCCUCUCGUAUGCCUCAGUUUUCGGUUUGAUCGAGAAAGCCAAUCUCCAUGGCAAGCAAUACUCUUGGUUAGGCUCGGUGGUCUAUGUCGCGCAGCUUGUUGCUCAGCCCCUUAUCGCCUACAUCUUGGUGAAGGUCCCCCUGGGGAAGUUCUUAGCCGCCACCACUCUUUUGUGGGGUGUCUCGUUGACAUGCAUGACGGCGGCGAACACCUUCCCAGGCUUGCUGGUCUGUCGGAUGUUCCUUGGUCUGUUUGAGGCCGGAGUUGCUCCCGCUUUCAUCGCCGUUACACAGAUGUGGUAUCGUCGGCUCGAGCAGCCUGUUCGACUGGGCUCAUGGUACGCCAUGAAUGGUGUGGUGUUUAUGUUCGGCAGUCUUAUAACUUGGGGCCUUGGACAUAUCGCCUCUUCGGUCUUCGAACCCUACCAGAUUAUCUUCCUAUUUUUCGGCCUCAUCACCGUCGUGUUCUCCGUGGUAGUUCUGCUUUAUAUGCCAGACUCGCCCAUUCGUGCUAGAUUUCUCAAUGAGGAAGACAAACUGAUCGCUAUUGAAAGACUUCGCAUGAACCAGCAAGGAAUCGAGACUCACCACUGGAACUGGGACCAUGUGAAAGAGACCUGCUUGGAUCUGAAGUCAUGGGUUUGGUUUGCUCUGAUGUUUUCCAUCUCGAUCCCUAGCGGCGGCAUAUCCACCUUCGGCCCUCUUAUUAUCAAGGCCUUUGGAUUUGAUCAGUUCAAGACGAUUCUUUUCAACAUUCCGUUCGGUGCAGUACAGCUCGUGGCCACUAUGGGUGGAGCGUGGCUGGCAACCUUCAUCAAAAUGAAGGGGCCUAUAGUCAUUCUCUUGUGUCUACCGCCAAUUGCUGGCUGCGUAAUGCUACUGCAAAUUGCGCACGAUGCGGAACAUCGGGGCGUUCUGCUUGCUGGAUAUUACAUUCUUUCCGUCUACCCUGGCAUCACACCUAUGGUCUAUUCCUGGUCUGCUGCGAACACUGCCGGUGAAACGAAGAAGAAAGUGACGACUGGCCUGUUGAUUGUCGGACAAUGCGUCGGCAACAUCAUUGGUCCCACUCUCUACACAACCGCCGAAGCGCCACUUUACAGACGUGGUCUGCUCUCCAACCUCGCCAUGUUCUGCGUACUUGUUCUUCUCUGCAUCAUCAACCUGGUGUAUCUCUGGUUUCUCAACAAGAAGCACUCCCAGAAGCGAGUUUCAAUGGGCAAGAAUGCGGCAAUCAUUGAUCACUCGAUGUACGCUGUUGGUGAUGGUCCAGUAGACAAGGAGGGUGUGCCUAUCCAGCAGUCUGCUACGGAAGACAAUGCGUUCAAAGACCUUACGGAUUGGCAAAACGAGGACUUUGUCUAUGUAUUCUGA